AUGGCUAGUGGUAAUGGCGUUCUUGGUUUGUCCGACCAGCUGUCUGUUCUUUUCCCCUGUCCUGCGUGCCGGCAACUGGGCUCACUUUCCAGCUCAUGCACGCCUCCUCGCCUCUCGAGGCUGCGUCGUGGACGCUGUUGCCAUCCUUCGUCGUCGUCGUGUCCAUUCUGCAAUGUCUUGCCGCAGCCCAACUUUGUAGGCGAGUGUGUCCACGCACAAUCCGUCAUUGUACACAUGACUGUGUUCACGCCGCGUUUUGAAGCGGCAGCAGACACCAAGACAGACGGCAGAGAGAAGCGGAUGUGUGGUGGGCUGGCCCACCGGGGCUGGGGGCGGGACAUGAGUGAUCCCAGCUCUUCUAUGAUUUCAGCCCAGCCCAGCCCAGCCCAGCCCAGCCCACGGCCGGGCAUGGGGUGCGCCCGGGUGGACAGUGGGUUGGAAGAGGAUGUUGAGUGGGUGGUUGGACGGGCAGAUGGGGCACUGGAAUUGAUCCAUCGGCAAACUGGACACAAAUGA
Messenger RNA from Protopolystoma xenopodis, 516 nucleotides. Lineage: Eukaryota; Metazoa; Platyhelminthes; Monogenea; Polystomatidea; Polystomatidae. The record is from the annotation of a GenBank genome assembly.